This is a messenger RNA of Phytophthora sojae, 2052 nucleotides long. RefSeq lists its product as hypothetical. NCBI's taxonomy places the organism in Eukaryota, Oomycota, Peronosporomycetes, Peronosporales, Peronosporaceae. Gene Ontology annotation, molecular function: ATP binding; protein kinase activity. Bases 1 to 2052 code for a protein of 683 amino acids. The transcript has 4 exons. The record is from RefSeq and is a predicted model, not a curated record. Gene Ontology annotation, biological process: protein phosphorylation.
AUGUCGACUCAAUUCCUGGUCGUUUCCCUUGUUUCGUCCACUCUGUGCAGUAUCGACGCUCAAGAAUGCUUCGCUGCAGCCAACACCUUGACCACAGCAUGCAACGAUACUUGCGGGGCGUACGAGCCUUGUCUGGUUUACAACGCGACGGAGUGCGCAAACUCGAGUUCUACUUCAGAUGUCAUUUGCACUGGCGACUUCGACGACGCGUGUGGGUACACGUGCUUUCAAGCUUUUGGUGCCUACAACUCCAACCCGACAGAAUUUAUCUUCCUCGUGCCGUACGAUGCGCAAGAUGGGGGUAAUGACACCAUUUACGCCAGUGCAAACAACGACGUGGUUACCGCGGUCGACCAGCUCGCGCUAUCAGCUCAGACAACUACCGUGUGGGUUCAGGGCGGCAACAACUACCAGCAGACCACCAAAGGGAAAGUCGUCGAGCUAUAUCUCGCGGACAACUUGCUCACCAAUCAGUCACAAGUGACGUCGGUGGGUCUGGUGUCCAUGGACCUUUCGAGCAGAAUUUACGACAUCCCCACUAUGGUUCCGAGCUCGAUCAAUGCACUGUCGCUCUCGAACACACUUCUGUCGGAGUUUCCUUCUCUACUGGAGUCCCUCGGGAACUUGGCCACUCUGCACCUAGCCGACAACUACAUCUCCACUGUGAACGCUUCUAUUACAUGGGAGAAACUCACUCUGCUGGAUCUGUACCAGAACAACGUGUCUACAUUCGAAGGCAAUUUCCCCAGCUUGUUUGUUGACUAUCUGAACAGCAACAACCUGACAGAGAUCCCAGCAGUUAUCUUCACUUUCCAGCAUCUGACUAAGCUCGCGAUCCAGAACAACCCGCUGUCGAGCCGAACGUUCACAGAAUCACAGAUUACUUUCCUUCAAGCACUCGCAAGUUUGGACUUGCAGGAUAGCGACUUCCAGGAUCCUGUGAACUGCAGCUCAUCAGAGCAUAGGGUUGUUGGCGACAACAAAAUCGUCCUUUGCGUCUCCACCGCAGACAUGGAUCCUGACCGGUCCAGCAGCAGCGCAGACGAAUCCAAACCACUGGUCAUGGUCAUAAUCGCUGUGGGCUUCAUUGUCCUCGGUACUCUCAUUGCUACCAUCACUUACCACUGGAGGCAACACAAGACCAAGAGCUCGAGAGGAUUGCUGCAAAGAAAAUCGACUAAACAGCGCUCGUUCGGGGAGGACGGCGAGCUCCUAGCGCUUCAAGUAAAUUGCGACGAUAUCCAGGAUCUCCGACUUAUCGGAACUGGAGCUUUCAGCGUUGUUUGGCUCGUCAGGUACCGCGAAUCAGUGCUGCUCGCCUCGAAACGCAUCCGUGAAGAUGCCGAUAUCACGGAGCACACGCAGACAUUCUUGGAGGAGAUUAAGCUGGCUUCCAAGCUCGAUCACCCGAACAUCGUCGAGUUCAUUGGUGCAGCCAGCUCAGGGUUCGACAUGCAAGCGUUGUUUGAAUUCGUCGAGAAUGGCGACCUGCGAUCGUAUCUAUCAGCACCCUCGCUGUCGCGUUAUUGGACUCGGACCAAGGUGCAGCUUGCAGUGGACGUGAUCGAAGCGAUCGUGUACCUUCAUACCUUCACCCCACCGGUGGUGCUCCGAAAUUUAAAGUCACGCAAUGUGUUGAUAUCCGCGGAAAUGCAAGCUAAGCUCACCGACAUUGGGGUCACACGGAUCCUGCCAAACUGCAGAUCUGGGGUUGGGAUGCAUCGGUGGCUCGCACCUGAAGUGAUAUCGGGCAGAAGCGAUUACAGCCAGCCUGCGGAUAUUUUCGCGUUUGGUGUACUCCUCUCGGAAUUCGACACGCACGAUCAUCCGUACGAUGAUGCAUCGGAUAACGAUGGUAACCAACUCGACGACUUGGCUAUCUUGCAGAAGGUGGCUAGCGGCAGUCUUCGGCCAACAUUUAGCGAUACUUGUCCACCGAUUGUGCUGGAGCUGGCGAAGCAGUGUAUGGCUCAAGAACCACGAGAUCGGCCGCCAGCAUUAAAAGUUGCGUACGCGCUCCGGACACUGCAGAGGGAAGCGUUUAACUUGUAG